Molecule: messenger RNA, 963 nt
Organism: Penicillium macrosclerotiorum
Lineage: Eukaryota; Fungi; Ascomycota; Eurotiomycetes; Eurotiales; Aspergillaceae
Product: amidohydrolase family protein
Exons: 3
Coding region: 1-963 (320 amino acids)
Biological process (GO): secondary metabolic process
Cellular component (GO): cytosol; cytoplasm
Molecular function (GO): carboxy-lyase activity; hydrolase activity
Source: RefSeq, a predicted model, not a curated record
AUGACUCUGAUUGACACCCAUCAUCACUUUGUCCCUGACUUUUAUGCCCAAGCUGUUGAGAAAGCGGGUGGCGAUCCAUCUGGCUGGCCAACGCCAGCUUGGUCACCUGAAGCCUCCAACUCUUUGAUGGAAAAAGUGGGAGUAACGAAAGCAAUCUUGUCCUUGACAGCUCCAGGAGCUGUUAUUGCCCCAACAGACGCAGACAGACGGGCUCUAGCCCGGAAGGCUAAUGAAUACGCCGCUCGUUUGCGAGAUGAAGACCCUGCCAGAUAUGGAUUCUUCGCCGCUCUGCCAUCUCUACUUGAUGUGGAGGGUACCCUGGCUGAGAUCAGAUACAGUCUCGAUUUUUUGAAAUCCAAUGGCGUGACAUUGUUCACUCGGUACGGAAAUGGCAACCAGUAUCUGGGUGACCCAGCCUUCAAGCCCAUCUGGGCCGAGCUGAAUGCCAGGAAGGCAGUGGUUUUUAUCCAUCCCACCCAUCCAGUGGAUACCACAAAAGUGAACCCGUUGUUGCCCCAGCCAGCCAUUGACUACCCCCAUGAGACAACGCGUACAGCAGUGGAUCUCAUCAUCACCAACACCAAAAGAAGCUACCCCGAUUGCAAGGUCAUUCUUUCCCAUGCGGGUGGUACCCUCCCGUUCUUGAUUUCGCGGCUGUGUACCUACCCGGAAAAUUCCACAGCUACCAUUGCUGGGAAAAGCCCCGAAGAAGCCAUGGAGGAUUUCCGGUCAUUUUACUUCGAUUUGGCGCUCUCUAGUUCCUCUGCAGUGCUGGGACUAGUGUUGGAAACAAUACCUCAUGAUCACUUGCUAUACGGAUCUGACUUUCCGUACGCUUUUGUUGACAAGACCCUUGGGUUUAAACAACAAUUGGAAAAAUAUUCCAUGGACCCAGAGUUGAGAGACAAAAUAUAUUUCAAGAACGCCCAGGCGCUAUUGGGAGAUUCGGGCAAGGACCUUUGA